AUGCCUCCAAAGAAGUUCCAGUCACUUGAUGACUUUCUAGGCGAUGAUACGCCCAAGAAGAAUCAAGUUCAGUCGCCAUUUGGUGGCUAUUAUACGAAGAAAGCGAGCGAAACCGGUAAUCAGAACUCGCGGAACUGGAACGGCGGCAGCCAGUACCAAAAACAGCGCGCACAUCCACAAUACAGUGGACAAACCAACCAACAAUACCAGGGAAACUAUCAGAACUACCAGCAAAGCCAGGGGUACUAUCAAAACUAUCAACAGCAGCAGUAUUCCCAACAGAGCUAUUCGUCGAACGUUUCCCCUGUAAGCAGUGGGACACCCUCUCGUGUCUCUUCAUCGGUAUCUGUGAGCUCGCUCGCAAACAGCCUGGCAGGCUUGGAAGUUUCCCCCGUUUCUGCCAUUUUGCAGAAAAUUCCAGAGUGUACAACACUUGCUGAAUGUAAAAAGACCAUCCAGGGCAUCAUAGAUGAGCUGAACGUUGAGGGCCGUUCAUUGAGCUGCAUACAAGAGUGGGACCUAGGAGAAGCGAUCACAAAGCUGUCAAAGCCGAAAUCACCUGCUUUGCAACAAGAAGCUGCCAUGCUGCUCAUCUCCCAGCUGGCCAACAGUGUAAGCGGGAAAACGCCCGAGGAGGCAUAUUUGAUCCCAUUUGUACCGUUAGCACUGGACAGCAUGCCUAACAAGGAGAACAAUGUGAAACGCGCUAGUCAGCACGCAGUAGAUGCGAUUUUUGGCUUACUUCCAAUCGAAGCCCAAACUAGCGUUUUGCUGCCAGUACUUUUGUCGUACCUCAAAUCUGGUGUGAAGUGGCAGUCCAAGCUGGCCGCAUUGCAACUCAUAGACCGCAUCAGGGAAGAAUCGCCAAACGACUUACUUGAAAUGACGUUCAAGGAUACCAUUCCAGUAUUAACGGACGUUGCCACCGAUUUCAAGCCUGAAUUGGCCAAGCAGGGUUAUAAAACUUUAUAUGACUAUGUGUCCAUUUUGGACAACUUGGAUCUUUCUCCUCGAUUCAAGCUGAUUGUCGAUACUCUGCAAGAUCCCACGAAGGUACCAGAAUCUGUCAAGUCUUUAUCCAGCGUUACUUUCGUUGCCGAAGUUACAGAGCCCGCUUUAAGUAUUCUGGUGCCGAUCUUGAACAGGUCUUUAAAUCUUUCCUCGUCUACACAGGAACAGCUCAGACAAACCGUCAUCGUGGUUGAAAACUUAACUAGACUGGUCAACAACCGCCGUGAAAUUGAAAGCUUCAUUCCUCUACUGCAACCAGGCGUAGAAAAAGUUCUUAAAACAGCCUCAUUGCCGGAAGUUCGUGAGCUUGCUGAAAAGGCACUCGACGUUUUGAUAGAGGAUUCAAAGGAGGAUGAGAAAUUUUCCGGCAAGAUAACACUGACAGAAGGCACUGAGUUCCUGCAGAAGCAGCUCGAUUUCACUCCGUACGCUUUGAAGGAAGACUCUGUAAUUGUGGAGUAUCUAUCAAAGAUCAUAACUUUUGAUGCCAAUGUCAAUGACUGGAAAAGACUGGAAGAGUACUUGACUUUAGUCUUUGGUACCGACAGUGCGGCUUUCGUCGAUGAACAUUUUGUCCAGCAGUUGAGGCAUCUUUUCCAUCAAGAGGUUGCUGCAACGAACGACGACGAAGGAAUUGAGAUUGUCAAUACUGAUUUCUCUUUGGCGUAUGGUUCGAGGAUGCUGCUGAACAAAACUAACCUGCGACUACUGAAGGGACACAGGUAUGGUCUUUGCGGUAGAAAUGGAGCAGGAAAAUCCACCUUAAUGAGGUCCAUUGCCAAUGGGCAAUUGGAAGGAUUUCCAGACAAGGAUACCCUGAGAACAUGUUUCGUUGAACACAAACUCCAAGGCGAAGAAGGUGAUUUGGAUCUUGUUGCCUUCAUUGCUCUGGAUCCGCAGCUACAAAAUGUCUCGAAAGAGGAAAUCUCAGCAGCUCUCGAGUCAGUGGGAUUUGAUGAUUUCAGGAGAUCUCAAACUGUUGGAUCUUUGUCUGGUGGCUGGAAGAUGAAGCUAGAACUUGCUAGAGCUAUGCUGCAGAGGGCUGAUAUUCUUUUAUUGGACGAGCCCACCAACCAUUUGGACGUCGCUAAUGUCAAAUGGCUAGAAGAGUAUCUCUUGGAACACACUGAUAUUACGUCUCUUAUUGUAUCGCACGAUUCAGGAUUUCUUGACAGAGUGUGCACUGACAUUAUUCAUUAUGAAAAUAAAAAGUUGGCUUACUAUAAAGGAAAUCUGGCCGCUUUUGUUGAACAGAAGCCCGAAGCCAAGGCUUAUUACACAUUAACUGAUUCCAAUGCUCAAAUGAGAUUCCCUCCACCGGGAAUAUUGUCAGGUGUAAAAUCCAAUACGAGAGCUGUCGCCAAAAUGUCAGAUGUCACCUUUGCAUAUCCUGGCGCAGCAAAGCCUUCUUUGGCUAAUGUUUCUUGCGCCUUGUCCUUAAGUUCACGUGUUGCCAUACUUGGGCCUAAUGGUGCUGGUAAAUCUACUUUGAUAAAGUUGCUCACUGGUGAGUUAGUACCGCAAGCAGGCAAAGUGGAAAAACAUCCCAACUUGCGCAUUGGUUAUAUUGCCCAACAUGCACUACAACAUGUCAACGAACACAAAGAGAAGACGGCCAAUCAAUAUUUGCAAUGGCGUUAUCAAUUUGGUGAUGAUCGGGAAGUGUUGCUAAAAGAAUCCAGAAAGAUUUCCGAGCAGGAGAAAGAGAUGAUGGAAAAAGAGAUAGACAUUAACGAUGGUCGUGGCAAGCGUUCUAUCGAAGCCAUUGUUGGAAGACAAAAGUAUAAGAAAUCUUUCCAGUACGAAGUCAAAUGGAAAUGGUGGAAACCCAAAUAUAACUCAUGGGUGCCGAAGGAUGUGCUUUUGGAACAUGGCUUCGAUAAAUUGGUUCAGAAAUUUGAUGACCACGAAGCAUCUAGAGAAGGUCUUGGUUAUCGAGAACUUACCCCAGCUGUGAUAACCAAACAUUUCGAAGACGUGGGACUUGAUGCAGAGAUCACAAAUCAUACACCAUUGGGAUCGCUUUCUGGUGGUCAAUUAGUCAAAGUCGUGAUUGCAGGUGCUAUGUGGAAUAAUCCACAUCUUCUUGUGUUGGAUGAGCCAACCAAUUACUUGGAUAGAGAUUCUUUGGGCGCACUCGCUUUUGCAAUCCGUGAAUGGACUGGUGGUGUUGUUAUGAUUUCUCACAAUAACGAAUUUGUUGGUGCUCUAUGUCCUGAACAAUGGAUUGUCGAAAAUGGUAAAAUGGUCCAAAAGGGUGUUCAACAAGUUGAUCAUGCUCGUUUUGCUGAUGGAGGCAAUGCGAAUGCUGUUGGUCUGAACGUUGAAGCACGCGCAGCAGUUGUGGACGAUGACUCGCCUGCUAACAUUAAAGUCAAGAAGAGAAAGAAGCGUAUGACCAGAAAUGAGAAGAAAGCUCAAACUGAGCGUCGUCGUUUGCGGUACAUCGAAUGGCUUUCGUCAGCGAAGGGAACUCCAAGACCACCAGACACAGAUGACGAGGAAGAAGAUGAAGAAGAGGAGGAAAAAAAUGAUACAAAAAUCUUUAUACGGACUUUAUAG
Lachancea mirantina is the source of this 3573-nucleotide messenger RNA. Lineage: Eukaryota; Fungi; Ascomycota; Saccharomycetes; Saccharomycetales; Saccharomycetaceae. The record is from the annotation of a GenBank genome assembly.